CAGCAAAACUAAAAAAAAUAUUGAAUAGGUACGUUGAAAAUAAAAAUAUUACUUACCCUAAUGCGGAAUAAAAUUUCAAGUUAAAAAAAAAGGUCACUAAAACACUCACGGACAUGGAAGAUUUUCGAUUUUCUUUCUGACUUCUUCCAAGUCGCUUAAUAUUUCACGUGUCUCCUGACACAUACAGCUGAUAAAAUAAAAUAUUAGCGAUAUCAAAAAAUAUAUAAAGGAAAGCAAAGUGGUAUCAAACAAUUAUAAAAUCUUUAUAUUCACCUACCGGUCCAUUUUUGGGGUUAGAAAUGGGAAGAUUUAGGGUGUGUUUUCUCUCUUUAUUUCUAAAAUCAUGUGAUAUCAGUACUUCAUUUAAAUAAUAAAAAAAAAGAAACAGGUUCUCAACUGUAGCAAUUUAACUAAUAAUGAGAAAAUCCAGGGCGUUAUCUCUUUUCAUAGUUAGAGAAAAUAGUGAUACAGGUACUUCUUUAAAAUAGUAAAACCGGUUGGUAUUUGUAACUAACAAUAGUUAACUUGAAAAAAAAAACCGUACAUCUUAUCGUUUUUACAGGGUAGAGGAGAAAAGCGAAAUUCUGUCAGUCAAAUUAAUCUGUACGAUGUACUUAAACAAGACUAUAAAACAUGACAUCUGGUGAUGAAAAAUUCCACAGAAAUCAUUUCAAUGACAAUUGUAUGUUCACCAUCUGUUACGAGUAAUGACAGAAUGUAGAAAAUUUCACAGAUAAUUUUAUUAUGCUCAGAAAGCGACGAAGGGGAGUGGGGGGGGGGGGGUGACUUUUCCAUCAGGGUCAUGUAUCUGUGUAAAUUGAAGAUAAAAUGUGGGACAGGGGUCAUAUAUUCACUAAUCUUAACUGUAUCCAACGUGUUAUGACUCUGGUCAGUGAAAAGUUUUUAACGAUAGAAAAACUAAAAGUGUUGAUCUUUUUUGUUGUUGUUAUAUACUCGGAGUACAGUUGUGAGGAGUGCAACUAUAUGUUUAGUAACUAUGCGUCCUGUACAGGGGAAUCAGUCUGUGUGUACGGAGCCGAGUAUGUACGAGUGGAAUGCUGGUUACGAAACAUCAGAUCCGAUACAUUUAUAAAACAGUUGUUAGUGAGAGGGAAUUGCGGUGCUGCAUCACGAUUUAAACAGUUAUGUAGUCAAGAUGUAGGAUUUAUCGAAAUGAUGAAUUCCAACGACACUUUCCCCUGUGCAGAAACGUCCACAACUAUCAACAGCAUGGAGUCAACUAAUGAUAAAUUCUCCAAGAUGGCAGUUACCACUACGCCCGUGCUCUCUCCGUCUUCCGUAACCCGCGGACAUACUCCCCAUGACAUCAGUACACACGGAGACCCGACUUUCCCUAUCACGACCCCGGUAUCUAUAAAUAACGCGUCAACUAGCAUUACAGACUCAUCCGCCACCCUUAUUAGGACGCGUGCGACCUCUACUUUGACCUCCACCGUUUCCGAAGGACAUAUGAUUUCACGCAUCACGCCCCUCAAUGUUACACCCACAUCACUGAUUUCGGAAAAUGUAUCCUCAACGACGAAUACAGACAAAAGUUUUGACAAGGGUUCCCCACGGGCUCCUAAACGAUUUAACUACUUCAACAUCCCGGUCGAGCACUUUGAUACGGACAGCGGUGCACAAAACCACGGUGGGCCCUGAAAAGGGUAUUGCAAUUGAAACAGAUUAUUUAUUUAUCACUAUUCUAUUUAAAAGGAUUUAAGAUUAAAACGGAGGGGGGGAAAUGAAAUCCGAAUCAAUUAAUAUGAAUAUUGUAAUUGAUGGUAAAGAAAUAUUAUGAGAAACAAAAAAUGUAAUUAAAAAAAAUUACAUAUG
Magallana angulata is the source of this 1836-nucleotide messenger RNA. RefSeq lists its product as uncharacterized. Lineage: Eukaryota; Metazoa; Mollusca; Bivalvia; Ostreida; Ostreidae. The record is from RefSeq and is a predicted model, not a curated record. Bases 829 to 1662 code for a protein of 277 amino acids. The transcript is spliced from 4 exons.